GAGCUGCCAGAUAGCGCUUUACGGUUAACCUGGUUCACUUAUGUUUUGUUAUGAUUUCAAUUUGUGCUUUUUAAUUGUGUGAUAGUGGAUCUGAGUUUGAGAUGCUACGGGGCGAAGUCGUUGGAUCGUUGCAAGGCCCUUAAAAUUGGGUCGUUAGGUCAAGAGAUUGAUAGAAUUAGUCAAAUAAUUCUGUUUUCUGCUGGUACCUGCAUUGCAACUGGUCAACUGGGUAGGUGACGUCACAGCGGCGGCGGACCGGGUGACGUCACACUAUGUCGUCGGUCAAGGUGGCCGUGCGCGUGCGGCCGUUCAACGGCCGAGAGAUCAGCCGCGAGUGUGACUGCGUCAUCGAGAUGGACGGCAACACCACCACUAUCACAAAUCCAAAGCAAAUAAAUGAUAACAUCAAGAGUUUUAAUUUCGACUACUCGUACUGGUCAAUAGAGCCGGCCGCCCCGCAGUUCGCAUCACAGGAGCGCGUCUAUCAGGAUAUCGGUGUCGAGAUGCUCGACCACGCCUUCGAAGGCUACAACGUCUGCAUCUUCGCGUACGGCCAGACGGGCGCGGGCAAGUCGUACACGAUGAUGGGCAAGCCGGACGGUGACCAGGAGGGUAUCAUCCCGCGGAUCUGCCGUAACCUGUUCCAGCGCAUCUCGAACGACGCCGAGCCAGAGGCGCAGUACUCUGUGGAGGUGAGCUACAUGGAGAUAUACUGCGAGCGCGUCAGGGACCUGCUCAACCCCAAGAACAAGAACCACCUGCGGGUGCGCGAACACCCGCUGCUCGGUCCGUAUGUGGAGGACCUCUCCAAGCUGGCGGUGACCGCCUACGAGGACAUCCGAGACCUAAUGGACGAGGGCAACAAGGCCAGGACGGUGGCGGCCACCAACAUGAACGAGACGUCCAGCCGGUCCCACGCCGUCUUCACCAUCAUCUUCACGCAGCGGAAGUACGACGCGGCCACCGACCUCACCUCGGAAAAGGUCAGCAAGAUCUCGCUGGUCGACCUGGCGGGGUCGGAGAGAGCCGACUCCACCGGAGCCAAGGGCACCCGGCUGAAGGAGGGAGCCAACAUCAACAAGUCGCUGACCACCCUCGGAAAGGUCAUCUCGGCACUUGCUGAAGUGGCGUCCAAGAAGAAGAAGAAGGCCGAGUUCAUCCCGUACCGCGACUCGGUGCUGACCUGGCUGCUGCGGGAGAACCUGGGCGGCAACAGCAAGACGGCCAUGGUGGCCGCCCUCUCCCCGGCAGACAUCAACUACGACGAGACGCUCUCCACGCUGCGGUACGCGGACAGGGCCAAACAGAUCGUCUGCAAGGCUGUGGUGAAUGAGGACGCCAACGCCAAGCUGAUCAGAGAGCUGCGGGAGGAGAUCAGCCGGCUGCACGACCUGCUCAAGGUCGAGGGCAUCCAGGUGGACUCGGACGGGACCGUUAAUUAUUCCAAUAAUAAGCCCAAGUCGAAUUCCGCUGCCGACGAGGGCUCGGCAGAGGCCAGCGGCACCAGCAAUGUCACCAAGGACGCCGUCCACCAGCUGCAGGUCAACGAGAAAAUCAUGGCAGAGCUCAGUGAGACCUGGGAGGAGAAGCUGAAGCGCGCCGAUGACGUGCGUCAGUACCGGGAGACGGUGUUCGCUGAGAUGGGUAUCGCGCUCAAGGAGGACGGCAAGACGGUCGGCAUCUUCUCGCCGAAACAGACGCCUCACCUGGUGAACCUGAACGAGGACCCGUCCAUGUCCGAGUGUCUCAUCUACUACAUCAAGGAGGGCAUUACGCGCGUGGGCUCGGCAGAGGCUAACAUCCCGCAGGACAUUCAGCUGAUCGGCAUACACAUCUACAACGAGCACUGCAUCUUCGAGAACAGGGAGGGCGUGGUGAUGCUGAUCCCCAAUGACGGCGCGCUCUGCUACGUGAAUGGGCGGACCAUCACCCAGCCAGUGGUGCUGAGGACCGGCAGUCGCGUCAUCCUCGGCAAGAACCACGUGUUCCGCUUCAACCAUCCCGAACAGGCCCGGGAGCGGAGGGAGAAGUCUCCCAGCCGAGAGACCACCCCCAGCAGCGAGUCGGUUGACUGGCAGUUCGCCCAGGUGGAGCUGCUCGAGAAACAGGGUAUCGACUUGAAGAAGGAGAUGGAGAAGCGUCUGGAAGCGAUGGAGGAGCAGUUUAAAAAGGAGAAAGAGGAGAGCAAGCUGCAGUUUGAGAAGGAGCGGAAGAACUACGAGGCCAAGAUUGACGCGCUGCAGAAGCAGGUGGAGGAGCAGACGAUGACCAUGUCCAUGUACUCGUCCUACACGGCCACCGACGACUUCGCGCCGGAGGAGGACGUUUACGUGAACCCUCUGUUUGAGAACGAGGUGAGCUGGACAGACCGCGACUUCCAGCUGGCGGCCACGUGUUUCCAGAAGUGGCGCUACCACCAGUUCACCUCGCUGCGAGACGACCUCUGGGGCAACGCCAUCUUCCUCAAGGAGGCCAACGCCAUCAGCGUCGAGCUCAAGAAGAAGGUCCAGUUCCAGUUCACGCUGAUGACGGACACCAUGUACAGCCCGCUGCCGGCCGAACUGACGCCCUCAGCAGAGGACGAGCUGGAGGCGGCCGCCGAGGGACGCCCCUACCCGCGCACCAUCGUCGCAGUCGAGGUCAAGGACCAGAAGAACGGAGCCACUCACUUCUGGAGCAUCGAGAAACUGCGACAACGUCUGGAACUGAUGCGCGAGAUGUACCACAACGAGGCGGAUCUGAGCCCCAGCUCUCCGGACCACAGCGUCGACAACGUCACCGGCGGCGACCCGUUCUACGACCGCUUCCCCUGGUUCAGGGUCAUCGGCAGGGGUUUUGUGUACCUGAGUAACCUGCUGUACCCGGUGGCGCUCAUACACAAGGUGCCGGUGGUUAACGGUAACGGAGACGUCAAGGGCUACCUGCGCGUGGCCGUCCAGGCCGUACUGGACGAGGACGGGCUGGAAUGCUCCUCUGGCGUGCGCCAGUCGGCUCGGAUCACCUUCAGCGACGACCAGCUGGCGGCACGGCCGGCCGGCGCGCGCGGACCGCCGCCACUAGGAGAGGACGCGUCCGUAGAGGCCGGCGCGCUCACACGAGACGGUGAGACGGACGCGGACAGCGGUCGCGGCGACUCGGAGAAAGAGGCCGAGGAGCAGCUGCCGGCCCACCUGACGCCCGGCGCCGAGUUCACCUUCCGCGUCACCGUCCUGCAGGGCAUGGGCAUGCAGAGCGACUACUCGGACGUCUUCUGCCAGUUCAAGUUCCGACAUCGCGAUGACGAGGCGUUCUCGACAGAGCCCAUCAAAAACUCCGGGGCGGCGCCCAUCGGCUUCUACCACGUCCAGAACAUCACUGUGACGGUGAGCCGGUCGUUUGUCGAGUAUCUAAAGACGGAGCCGCUGGUGUUCGAGGUGUUCGGCCACUACCAGCAGCACCCGCUGCACAAUGACUCGCGCAUGGACUCCUGCCUCCGUCCGCCGCCGCGUCGUCUGCAGCCGCUGGCCAUCCCCAUCAGCCAGCCGGUGCGCUCGUCCAAGUUCGGUCCGCUGCAGCAGCCGUGCUCCGCCCACGUGCACGCCCGGCACGACAUCCUCGUCUGGUUCGAGAUCUGCGAGCUCGCGCCAAGCGGAGAGUACGUGCCGGCCGUGGUGGAACACCAGGACGAGCUGCCGACGGGCGGUCAGUUUCUGCUGCACCAGGGCAUCCAGCGCCGGCUGAGAGUCACCGUGGUGCACGAGCGUAGCGCAGAGAUCAACUGGAAGGACGUCAGGGAACUGGUAGUCGGCCGUAUCCGCAACACGGUGGAGUUUGAAGAAGAGGACGAGAACGACACGAGCGUGCUGUCGCUGGGCCUGUUCCCCGGCGAGUACAUCGAGUACGCAGGCGACUCGCGGACCAUCUUCCGGUUCGAGGCGGCCUGGGACUCGUCUCUGCACAACUCUGUGCUGCUGAACCGCGUGACGCCGUAUGGAGAGGUGGUCUACAUGACCAUAUCAGCCUACCUGGAGGUGGCCAACUGCGCUCAGCCGGCCAUCAUCACCAAGAACCUGUGUAUGACCAUCUACGGUCGUGAGGCGCGCACGGCGCCGCGCACCUUCCGCCGGCUGUUCCUGGGCGGCCUGCGGACCAGCGACGCCAACCGGCUGACGGGCGUCUACGAGCUCAGCCUGCGCCGCGCCGCCGACGGCGCCGGCGCCAGCCGUCGUCAGCGGCGCGUGCUCGACACGAGCGUGCAGUACGUGCGCGGCGAGGAGAACCUGGAGGGCUGGCGGCCGCGCGGCGACAGCCUGCUCUUCGAGCACCAGUGGGAGCUGGAGAAGCUGACACGGCUGCAGGAGGUCGGCAGGAUCAGACACCUGCUGCUGCUGAGGGAGAAGCUCGGCCUCGACCGGCUGCCCUGUCUCGGACACGAGUUCAGCAAGUCCGAGAAGGACGUGUGUAACCAGGUGGCCAAGGCGAGCAGCGAAGGCCGGCUGACGUCUGUGACCGCCCCUCCGGCCCGCACCCCUCCCGAGGACGUGUACGAGCCCUGGCAGAUGACGGAGCGGGAGCGGUACAUCGCCUCCAAAUACGUCGGACUCAUACUGGGCCACAGCGUGCAGACGCUGCCCAGCCACCCGCCGGUGACCUCGGUGGAGCCGCCGACCUCGCCGGUCGCCGGCGAGCUCCUCUCUCCAGACAAGCCGCUGUGGAGCGGGGAGCGGCCCAACACACUGGCCACCGACGGCCCGCUGCGCCGGCCCGCCGGCUCGCCGCUGCCCUCGCCCGGAUCGCCGAUGGUGCUGGCCGGUGCCGAGCGGCCGGCGGCGCCCCAGUUCUGCGCAGAGCUCGAGGAGAUCCGCGUCUCGCCGGCCGUCAGCCGGCGCGGCCUGCUGCAGGUCUACGAGGAGCAGACGCAGACCUGGCUCAAACGCUGGCUGGUGGUGCGGCGGCCGUAUGUGUUCCUGUUCCGUGACGCCAAGGACCCGGUGGAGCGCGGGGUCAUCAACCUGGCCACGGCGCAGAUCCAGUUCAGCGAGGACCAGCAGGACGACGUGCCCAACUCGUUCAGGGUGUCGACGCAGCAUCGGCAGUACCUGCUGCAGGCGGUCGGCAAGGACCCUGUCCGGGAGCUGUACGAGUGGCUGUACGCCAUGAACCCACUGCUGGCCGGGCAGAUCAGGUCCAAGCAGGGCCGCCGACGCCGGAUCUCCGGCAGUCGUAACUCCAUCCUGGACUCCCAAUGAGACGAGCUCAGCGCCGGCGCCCUGCCCGAGUGCGCGGUCGCCUAGUGCGGCCCGCCGCCGGCCGUCUGGCGCGGCCCGCCGCCAGCCGCCGCUCCGUCUCACUCGCUUCGUCCGAUCUCCCCCAGAGCUUUAUUUGCCGGCUGACGCGGUGCGUGUCGGUCUCAGAAACUGGCGCCCAACGUGGGGCCGUCGUUUGGUUGUGUUUCGCUGUGUUUUGCGGUGUGGACGGCGGUCCAGGUGCUAAUACGUGGCGCGGCGCUGAGCUCUGAUAUCUCCCUAGAGUAUGGUAGUGCUGGCAGUGAUGAAGAUAGACAAUACAAUGAGGCUGGAACAGGGCCCUCGCUUAGGUCCUGUGCUAUUGCCAACUAUUCGAAGGCACGAUCGACCCGACUCGUGUGAUGCGAGACGCGGUUUGACCGCGGCGACUCUCGAGACUCUGAAUGAAUGUAGACUUCUAGACGCCUCUCUGCUAAUGUGAUCUGCUUAGUGAAACUUGGAAACUGCACUAGGUUAAAUUAGCCUUGGUGAGAUAGAUGCGAGAGAUGUGAACUAUUCACUAUGGUAUCAUGUGUACUUUUGAACAAUAUUUAACUGACUUAUGUUAGUCAAUGCCGAAGUAUUUGAAUAUCUAUAUUGAAGUGGUAAAAUGGACGAAACUAGUGUUAUUUAUAGCUUUAACUGUUGUUACGUUUUACGACCUUAUGCGUUCAGGUUUUUGUCUAUUUUAUCAUGUGAGCGUUUCGUUUUGAUGCUUUUGUCCUACUACUUAUGCGUUAUGAUGGCUUAUCCAUAAGGUAGUGCUGGUCAAUAGCUUAUUCAAACAGGCGUAUUAUCGCUGUCUUUCAGUUGCACCCUGGUCUUGAAGCAAUCGUUUUACACGAGCAUGCAGUGCGGAGGUCUCUGGGGUGACUACCAGAGCUGGGCCUGUUCAGGCCGGAAUAGGGUCCGGAUGAGGGCGGUGUCCGCCCACCCGGAGCGCGCGGGACCGCGGGGCUUACGCUCUGUCCUCGGUGUAUGUCAUUGUUGCCGAUCCGGCGGCGGCAAUCCCUGCUGGAAUACACGGCUUCUCGACGUGA
This is a messenger RNA of Amphibalanus amphitrite, 6304 nucleotides long. RefSeq names its product kinesin-like protein unc-104. Gene Ontology annotation, biological process: microtubule-based movement. Bases 273 to 5228 code for a protein of 1651 amino acids. The transcript has 38 exons. The record is from RefSeq and is a predicted model, not a curated record. NCBI's taxonomy places the organism in Eukaryota, Metazoa, Arthropoda, Thecostraca, Balanomorpha, Balanidae. Gene Ontology annotation, molecular function: microtubule motor activity; microtubule binding; ATP binding.